GCCGCCGGUGCUAUGGGUCUCUGGCAUACUGUUGAGUUCUUUGAAAAAGAGAAAGUUGUCGGAGAAGACUACUAUCAGCAAUGGACUACCGUACUAAGAGACAAUACCAAAAUUACAUAUGAUUGGUCAUAUAUUGUUGCAUGGGCCGGUGUAGGUUCUUGUCUUCUGGCUGCCAUAUUGCUAUCGGGAGCUGCUGUUUGCCUAAGAAGUGAACGGGAGAAAGAAGAACAAUUAAAUUUGCAAUAUCUUAUGCCAGUAUAUUCACAAAAACAACCUCCUUAUCCACCCUACGCCAACUAUCCUCAGCCUCAAAUGUUUGCCGCUGGUCCGUAUUACCAUGGGUCGCAAUAUGGUCCAUACAACUACUAA
Musca vetustissima is the source of this 369-nucleotide messenger RNA. RefSeq lists its product as uncharacterized. The transcript has 3 exons. Gene Ontology annotation, cellular component: membrane. Lineage: Eukaryota; Metazoa; Arthropoda; Insecta; Diptera; Muscidae. The annotation marks the transcript as partial. The record is from RefSeq and is a predicted model, not a curated record.